This is a messenger RNA of Racocetra persica, 456 nucleotides long. Lineage: Eukaryota; Fungi; Glomeromycota; Glomeromycetes; Diversisporales; Gigasporaceae. The record is from the annotation of a GenBank genome assembly.
ACGCGUUAAAACUUCAGGAAAGUUUCUUCAUGAUCAAGAAAUGUUAUUAGGGCCAAGGACUUUUGAAAACCAACACGGAUAUUUUGUUAUUACACCGUUAGAACGAGAAAAUGGGACCACGGUGUUAAUAAAACGUGGAUGGAUUUCUAAAGAUAAAAUUGAUUCUUCUACACGAAAAGAUAAUCAGUUUGAAGGAAUUGUUAAUGUUGAGGGAAUAUUAAAAAAAUCCGAAAAGAAAAAUUGGUUCACACCUAAAAAUAAUCCGAAUCGAAAUGAAUGGUUAUGGAUUGAUGUAGAAACAAUGGCCGAAAUAAUAGGAGCACAGCCAGUAUUGAUUGAACAAAGCUUAGAGGGAUCUCCUUAUUUGAUCAACAAAAUGAUUGAUGAUGGUAUUCCAAUUGGAAAAAUUCCUAGCGUUGAAUUACGGAACACACAUUUGCAAUACGCAAUCACAUG